UCCUCCCGUGAACAAAUCCCUUCGGCCGGAACGCCAACCCCUUGGGCCUUAGGUUUGUUUACGGGAACUUUACCCACUGUUAAAACCUGAAUUUUUAUUUUAGUUAAAAUUAAUUAAAUAAAUAAAUCUCUCUUUUUCCCUCUCGGAAGGCAAAACGGUGCGUUUUAUCAUUUUAGUGGCAUUUCUGAGCCUGAUCGGGGCUUGACUGUUGUCGUGUCGAGUCAGUAACAGUUAUUGAGUCAAACAGUAAAGAGUCAGUGCUUACUGGAGCAAGAGAUGGAGACGAAGAGCGGCAACGCUAGCUCAACGAUGAUACUCCAUAACGCGGUGAUAGUCACAAUGGACAACGAAAGCAGAGUAUUUCGAAACGGAGGCGUUUUUAUUGCACGAGAUCAAAUCAAAGCCAUUGGUCAAUCUGCCGAUAUUCUUCGACAGUUUUCCUCGUUGACCGAUCAACUCGUCGAUCUUCACGGCCGAAUCCUACUUCCUGGAUUGAUUAAUACUCACGUUCACACAUCUCAACAACUAGCAAGAGGGAUAGCUGAUGACGUGGAUUUGAUGACCUGGUUACACGAUCGAAUCUGGCCUUAUGAAUCUAACAUGACCGAAGAAGAUUCUUACAUCUCCACUUUACUCUGCGGAAUUGAACUCAUUCACUCUGGUGUAACGUGUUUUGCUGAAGCAGGAGGGCAGCAUGUAACUGGAAUGGCUAAAGCAGUUGAGUUACUGGGUAUACGCGCAUGUUUAGUCCAGUCAACGAUGGACUCCGGUGAGGGUUUACCUGCUUCUUGGGCGGCUCGAACUACUGAUGAUUGUAUUCAGUCUCAGAAGCAGCUUUACGAGAAGCACCAUAAUACAGCUGAUGAGCGCAUUAGAGUAUGGCUUGGGAUUAGGCAAGUCAUGAAUUCAACUGACGCUUUGCUACUUAAAACAAGAGAUACAGCUAGAGAACUGAAAACUGGAAUCCACAUGCAUGUUGCAGAGAUACCCUAUGAGAAUCAACUUGUGAUGGAUACUCGAGAGGUUGUUCAUGGAACAGUUACAUAUUUGGACAAGAUAGGAUUCCUGCAAAACAACUUGCUUUCGGCCCAUACCGUUUGGGUAAACAGCACUGAGAUUGGUUUCCUCUCAAGGACUGGUGUCAAAGUAUCUCACUGCCCUGCUGCUGCAAUGCGUAUGCUAGGGUUUGCACCUAUAAAGGAGAUGCUUAAGGCUGACAUCUGUGUUUCCUUGGGAACAGAUGGGGCACCAUCAAACAAUAGGAUGAGCAUUGUUGAUGAGAUGUAUCUAGCUUCUUUGAUUAAUAAAGGAAGAGAAGUUUUUGCAAAUGGAACAACCGAUCCAACAGCUCUCCCUGCUGAAACAGUUCUCAGAAUGGCGACAAUAAAUGGUGCAAAAUCAGUUCUAUGGGACAAUGAAAUAGGGUCGCUUGAGAUUGGGAAAAAGGCCGAUAUGGUUGUGGUUGAUCCUUUCUCUUGGUCGAUGGUUCCUGUUCACGACUGGAUUACAAGUCUUGUGUAUUGCAUGCGAACAGAGAAUGUUGUCUCUGUGAUGUGCAAUGGCCAGUGGAUUAUGAAGGAUAAGAAAAUCUUGAGUGUAGAUGAGAGAGCAAUUAUUUCAGCGGCAAAACAAGCUUCCACCGAACUUUUGAAAAGGGCGGGCAUUACAUUGCCAAACAGGAUGAAUGUUCUCUGACCGUUAUCGACUUGGACAAUCUCGUAAUAACAAAUGCUUCUUGUUGUUAUUUUAUUUGAAAUGUAAAUUAAUUAUGUAAUUUGUCUGUCAUACAGUUCAGUAUUUGAUUACAUGGCC
Molecule: messenger RNA, 1812 nt
Organism: Pistacia vera
Lineage: Eukaryota; Viridiplantae; Streptophyta; Magnoliopsida; Sapindales; Anacardiaceae
Product: 5-methylthioadenosine/S-adenosylhomocysteine deaminase-like
Exons: 10
Coding region: 277-1695 (472 amino acids)
Molecular function (GO): hydrolase activity, acting on carbon-nitrogen (but not peptide) bonds
Source: RefSeq, a predicted model, not a curated record